UCUGAGACAGGGCCAGACUGAAGCGCUCUGGUGCUUUCAUUGUGGCGUUAAAGUUUGAGGUGCCGGCAUCGGAGAGAUGCCAGUCAGUCCCAGAGUUUGCUGCGGCGGCGUGCAGAAAUGCGCAGCCCAGCAGCGGCUGGGGGCGCGGGGCACGCGGGUCGGAUCCGACCCAGUGCGAACUCCGCUGAGGCGGCGGGGCGGGGCGGGGCGUUCCCGGUGGCACCUUGCUGACCGUUCUGCCUUACCCACGUUUGUAUUGUCCCUUUGGUGUGAUGGGGAAAGUGAACCUUAGGGGCGCUAAUCUGUGCUCAGGUAAACUGUUGGUGGGAAGAGGUUUGCAGCAGUCCACGUAAGUUUUAACUUCAAUGGUUUCAAGGCCAAGAAGGCACAUGAACUUAAGUUUACUACCUAGGAGCGUCAGAGCACUCCACUGUGCUGGAAGCUGAGGUAGUGGAAUCCGAAAUCGGCUCCUAAAGGGGGGAAGAAUAAUGCACAGUAGUGUACAAUUGUUGGCUCCUCAAGACAAAACUGUCAAGUAUGCGUGGUUACUUAUAUUUGUAAUACCAGUACUCAGGAGGCUGAGGCAGGACGCUCACCCCAAAUUGGAGGGCAGCCUGGCCUACAGAGUGAGACCUCAGAAACAAGCAAAGGUAAAAAAUAAUGGAGGUUUUGGAGAAAAGAAGUAUAUUCAGUAAGAGAUUUGUAGACAAGUUGACAUUUGUUUUGGACCAGGAAAUGUAGCCAGAAUUUGGACAAAUACGACAAGCAAUGGCAUGCCAAACUCUGGUGGCGGCACAAAGUCAUGGUGAAGGGAAGUGCCGAGUCAACAGGAAACCUAAGGGGAGAGGGGUGUGAGAAGCUAGGUUAAACAAACACCUUUCAUCCUAGCACUUGGGGUGCAGAGGGAGGAGGAUCUCCUUGAGUUUGAGGCCAGCCUCGUCUGCAGAGUGAGUUCCAGGACAACAAAGGCUACACAGAGAAACCCUGUCUUGAAAAACAACAACAACAAAAAAACCAUCUGAAUGUUGGAGGCAGGAUCCUUCCCCACAGAGCUCGGAAGAUGCCGGAGCGUUAAGGAGUUUGAGAAGCUGAACCGAAUUGGCGAGGGCACCUAUGGCAUUGUGUAUCGGGCCAGGGAUACCCAGACAGAUGAAAUUGUUGCCCUGAAGAAGGUGCGGAUGGACAAAGAAAAAGAUGGCAUUCCCAUCAGCAGCCUUCGUGAGAUCACAUUACUUUUGCGUCUCCGCCAUCCAAACAUUGUGGAGCUGAAGGAGGUGGUUGUGGGCAACCACUUGGAGAGCAUCUUCCUGGUGAUGGGUUACUGUGAACAAGAUCUGGCCAGCCUAUUGGAAAAUAUGCCAACACCCUUCUCUGAGGCCCAGGUUAAAUGCAUCAUGCUACAGGUGCUUCGUGGCCUUCAGUACCUGCACAGGAACUUCAUCAUCCACAGGGACCUAAAGGUGUCCAACUUGCUCAUGACUGAUAAGGGCUGUGUAAAGACAGCCGAUUUUGGCCUGGCUCGGGCCUAUGGUGUUCCAGUAAAGCCAAUGACUCCCAAGGUUGUUACCCUCUGGUACCGAGCCCCAGAGCUGCUGCUUGGAACUACUACCCAGACUACCAGCAUUGACAUGUGGGCUGUUGGCUGCAUCCUGGCAGAGCUGCUGGCCCAUAAGCCCCUUCUCCCUGGCACUUCGGAGAUCCACCAGAUCGAUUUGAUUGUACAGCUGCUGGGGACACCGAGUGAGAAUAUCUGGCCGGGUUUCUCCAAGCUGCCACUGGCCGGCCAAUACAGCUUGAGGAAACAGCCCUACAACAAUCUCAAGCACAAAUUCCCGUGGCUCUCAGAGGCCGGACUUCGUCUGCUCAAUUUCCUCUUCAUGUAUGACCCUAAGAAAAGGGCAACCGCGGGGGACUGUCUAGAGAGCUCCUACUUCAAAGAGAAACCCCUACCCUGUGAGCCGGAACUCAUGCCCACCUUCCCCCACCACCGAAAUAAGCGUGCUGCCCCAGCUGCCACUGAGGGGCAGAACAAACGAUGCAAGCCCUGAUGGUGGGUCUAGCCCAUUCCUACACAUCCUCAUGGAUCUUCAGUCGGCAGACCAGGAGGGCCCUCCAGGCCAAGAUGCCUUUGGCCCCUCUGGCUAAUGUUCUUCUCUUCAGCUGACUCCUGCCUGUUAUCCUCUGUGCCCAGAUGCAAGUAGAUUAUGGACAGGGAUGUUGCUGAGUGGGGAUACCCAGCAUAGACUGGGCUGUUGUAGCACCAUCUGGUGGCCUAUUACUCUUGGCAGCCUUGUCUGUCAGUGAAGCCAUGCUUCUGGGUAGGCAGCGCUAGUGCUAAGAGACCUAAAGUUCCAAAUCACUCUAGUGUUGGAACUGGAGCUAGGCAUUAGCCUGGGAUGAGCAGGCCCAGGAGACCAUACUGUUGCUUGGUCACUAGGAGCUGCCCAGGACAGACAGGCUGUGGUGACCCUGGGCAGGGAUAGUGGGGCUUCAGGUGGGAAGGAGGGAGUAUUGGUUGGGGCCACGAUAGAAUGCUUGAAGACUGUCAGAAUGAGAGCCCUUGCUGGAUGUGGCUGGCACUGAUGCCCAGGGAGAGAAUUGGUGGGCUCCUUUUCCAGGGGUGCAGAGAUAAAAAGCCUUUCCAAUA
Molecule: messenger RNA, 2647 nt
Organism: Cricetulus griseus (Chinese hamster)
Lineage: Eukaryota; Metazoa; Chordata; Mammalia; Rodentia; Cricetidae
Source: RefSeq, a predicted model, not a curated record